AUGGAGAAAUCCAAAGUGCGCACUAUGAGCCCCCAGGUUGGCUUUGUCAAGAUGACAGAGCUAAAGAAUGACAAGGACCCUGGAAAGGCAGAGAAACCGAUGAUUCACCUGAACUUCCUGGGGCCCGACACCAGCAGGGGCCGUGACCGGGCCAGAGCUGCUGCAGAGCUAACCGGCUCUGAGCGCGGGGCUGGCCUGGCCCAGCCUGACAUGGGGCACCGGCCAAGGCCCCCCAGGCAGCCAGGACUCCCGGCUCAGACACGGGGCACCUGCCGCGAGGGGACCCCCCACCCCACGUGGGGCAACUGCAGCUGCGACGACACAGAGCCCAUGGAAGGGAGCCGGGACGUCACCCCUCUACCCCCAGGCCCUGUUUUGGCAGAUCUCACGCAAGGGUCACUUCAAUCUGUAUCUGCUGCUUCCCUGUGGCUCUUGUCCGAGACCUGCCACACCGGCCUUCACCCUCUGCACUCACACCCACCCACGGGUCACGACGACCCGGGAAACCGCAGCACGCUGAGCCGUUCCAAAGCCCCCAAGCUCGCACCUGGUCCGCAGGGUAAGAUCAACCUUCCCGGUGGGGAGACGGGCCCCUCCGGAGCCGCCAGCCUCGUGCCCUGCUCCCUCCAUUCCACACGGCCACGCGGGGCGGCUGUCGGGCACCUGCAGGAGCCGCACUGCCCAAGCCUCGCAGCUGGCUGGCCCUCCCUGGCGGGCCCCUCGCCGCGGUCUUCCCACGUGCCCCACAGGCACGAGGACCCCGCGAGGUGGGCGCCGCAAUCCCCUGCACCCACGGCGGGGGAGGUGGCGGCAGGAGGUGGCGGCAGGCCGAGCGCCCGGAGCCCCAGAGCCCGCACCCCGAGGCCUCAGUGCAGGCGGCACGGCGGGCUCCACCGCAGCUCGUGGAGGCACAGGGGAGGGUGUGCCUCACAGGGCAGCCCCGGGGCGCCCGCCACAGCGGGACGGAGAGUCCAGCAGCGCACCGGGCGGCUCCGGCCGGCUGCCCGUGCAAGAUGCCGCCUGGGAGAACUUGUCGCAGAGAUCACCGCGCACUGGGUCCUUACCCUGGGGCUGGAGCCAGAGAUGAGGGCCGGCCCGGCGCUGGAGGAGCCGCAGCAGCAGGGCGGCCCGCGGGCAGCCAAGGAGGCGGCUUCGAUGCGCCGCACGAACAAGGCCAUGGCAGGGGCGGAGAGCCUCCUCCCCACGAAGGGCCUUCUGCGCCCAAAGCCAGGCGGCCGUGAGCACAGCGCGGUGGGUGGCUGGACGCCCAGUGGCACCUGCCGCUCUGGGUGCAGCGCUUGGGAGCGGGCCGCAAAUCCCUGUGACCCUAAGUCCCUGUUCCCGCUCCCCAGCACAGAGCAGGAGGUGGCAGUGCAGACUCCAAGACAGGACCAACCCCGCUGGGUCCAGCCCGUGGCGCGCACGUUCCGGGAGCACGGGGAGAGCGCCGGCUUCGGCCGGGACUGCUGCUGCCUCCGGACACCCUCCUCGACCCCACAAGGCCCAAGGGGGACGCUGAGCAGGCCCGUCACCACCUACCAGCCAAACCCCACGGGCUGGCACCGACCCGGGAGCCCCCAGUUGGGCAGCAGCGUACAGAGGGCCCUGGAGAGGCGGUGGGGCCGGGUGGGAGUGCGGACAGCAGGAGCUCCCCGAGGAGGCCCAAGGAGGCCCAAGGAGGCCCAAGGAGGCCCAAGGAGGCCCGAGGAGGCCCAAGGAGGCUCAAGGAGGCCCAAGGAGGCCCGAGGAGGCCCGAGAGGCAAGUCUCCAGCAGGAGGGAGGAAGCCACCAGAGCCCCCGGCGGCCAGGUGGAAGGAUCCAGGUGAAGGCGGCGCAGCAGAAGCUUCCAGAAUGGGGUCCUGCCAGUCGGAACUGCUCUGUAAGGCUGGCCAGGGCCUUGCGACCACCCCCCUUGGAGCCCAAGACCACCUGCCUGGAGCACAAGGAACCUUCUCACCUGCGGAAAACAGCUUUGUCGACAUUUCCGUUCAUUCCCCGCACCCCCUCUGCCUGAGGGCCGAGGCCCAUGAGGGCUGCUGGGCAGGGGAGGGUGCUGGGCUCCUGCACCCAGUGACCCAGGGGCCCCCGGCCCGCGGGCAGCAGUGCAGGCAGGAAGCCCGGGGUCGUGCGGGCCAGUCCAAGGCCUCCCCGGGCAUCCUGGAAGGCACCUGUGGGGUCCCCCGCCCAAGCCGCCGCCCGGGCCUCCCCAAGUCCCUAAGGACUCGCGACCCGGCCUGGGCCGGCUGGGCCCCGAUGACACAGAGUCCAGAGAGGACCCGAACACCUCCCGGGCCUGCCCUGGGCCUGCCCUGGGCCUGCCCUUGCCGAGGCUGCUGCACUGCAGAGACAUGA
Molecule: messenger RNA, 2352 nt
Organism: Canis lupus familiaris (dog)
Lineage: Eukaryota; Metazoa; Chordata; Mammalia; Carnivora; Canidae
Product: collagen alpha-1(I) chain-like
Exons: 6
Coding region: 1-2352 (783 amino acids)
Source: RefSeq, a predicted model, not a curated record